This is a messenger RNA of Camellia sinensis, 1211 nucleotides long. RefSeq names its product epoxide hydrolase 1. Lineage: Eukaryota; Viridiplantae; Streptophyta; Magnoliopsida; Ericales; Theaceae. Gene Ontology annotation, molecular function: catalytic activity. The record is from RefSeq and is a predicted model, not a curated record.
CAUUCUGCACUCUACACAACAGGCAAAGCACUUGGUGUUCUGGAGAGAGAGAGAGAGAGAGAGAGAGAGAAGAAGAGAGAGAUGGAGAAUAUAGAGCAUAAAACAGUAAGCGUGAAUGGAAUAAACAUGCACGUAGCAGAGACAGGAGUGGGACCCGCAAUUCUGUUUCUUCACGGCUUCCCUGAGCUCUGGUAUACUUGGCGCCACCAGAUGCUCUCUCUCUCAUCCCUCGGCUACCGCGCCAUCGCUCCUGACCUCCGCGGCUUCGGCGACUCCGACGCGCCGCCUUCCUCUUCCAGCUACACCGCCCUCCACAUCGUCGGCGACUUGGUGGGCCUGUUGGACUCGCUGGGCCUGGACCAAGUCUUCCUGGUGGGCCACGAUUGGGGGGCUGUCAUAGCAUGGAACUUUUGCUUGUUCAGGCCCGACCGAAUCAAGGCUCUUAUCAAUUUUAGUGAUGCGUUUCAUCCCAGAAAUCCUUCCAUAAAGCCCACACAGGGUGUGAGGGCUCUGUUUGGUGAUGACUAUUAUAUGUGCAGGUUUCAGGAACCAGGGGUGGCAGAAGAUGAAUUUGGGAGGACUGAUACAGCCAAGGUGUUUAAAAUGUUUCUAUCAUGUAGGGAUCCGAGACCACUUUGUGUGCCAAAAGAGGUUGGAUUUGGGGCAUUUUAUGAGCCUCCCACUACUUUGCCCUCUUGGUUGACUGAGGAAGAUGUCAAUUAUUAUGCCACCAAAUAUACCCACAAAGGUUUCACUGGUGGCCUCAACUACUAUCGAGCUAUGGACUUGACUUGGGAGCUCACAGCACCAUGGACAGGGGUACAAGUGCAAGUUCCAGUUAAAUUUAUUGUAGGGGACUUGGACAUAACCUACAAUAUCCCAGGUGUGAAGGACUACAUAAACAAUGGGGGUUUCAAGAAAGAUGUGCCUCUCUUGGAUGAAGUUAUUGUGAUGGAAGGUGUUGGUCAUUUUAUCAACCAAGAAAUGCCUGAGGAAACCAGUGCUCACAUAUAUGACUUCAUACAAAAGUUCAAGAAUUAAGAUCUAGUAGUGAUUUAUAUUAUGAUGCAUCUUUUCAUGCCCAUGUUCUUGGAAGCUUUAUAUAAUUAUGGAAUAAUGUUUUAUAAGAAAUAACACCAAGGGAUUUUUGGUUCCCAUUUGACUUGUUUCAUUUGAGAAUGUAAAAUGAAAUGCUAAGUUUUCUUUGAAAA